Messenger RNA from Pongo pygmaeus (Bornean orangutan), 5073 nucleotides. RefSeq names its product zinc finger protein 134 (gene ZNF134). The transcript has 3 exons. The record is from RefSeq and is a predicted model, not a curated record. Bases 519 to 1802 code for a protein of 427 amino acids. NCBI's taxonomy places the organism in Eukaryota, Metazoa, Chordata, Mammalia, Primates, Hominidae.
CUCAGGGCAUAAUUUCUCAGCGCCCCUCGCAGUACCAUUUGGCCUUUGCCCAGCGUGCAGGGGAGUUAGCCGUCGCCACGGCCAAGGGCACAUGAGAACUACAUUGCCCGGAAACCUGUGCGCCGCGGGGCGGUGGCACUCUUAGGGGCGUUUCCCUGCGGACGGAAGCUCUCUGGGCGGCACUUCCGGCAUCUUCCUCGCGGUGGACAUCUUGUUGGCUCUUAGGUGGAACCAUCAGAGCAAAAGCUCGGGGUUGCUAGGCGGUUCCGAGGUGAGGGAAGCGGGAGGGUGCGGGAGGAGUCGCUGUUCGCUCUGCAGAGCGGCUCGCCAGCGAAGACCCCGCCUCCGCCCCCGGGGACGGACGAUAGCAGUGCCAGGGUCCCGCGACCUGGGACCCCCUCGAGGCUCCGUGCGGUCUACGAACUGUGAUGGCGGCGGCCGCGGUGAUGGGCCUGGCGCAGAUCCUCUGUGGUUGCUGAAUUGUAACAAGAGAGAGAACUCUGGCUGCCUGAGAGGGCAUGACUCUAGUCACAGCAGGAGGGGCUUGGACAGGCCCUGGUUGUUGGCAUGGAGUGAAGGAUGAAGAGUCAUAUUCUGAACAGAGCAUUUCUAUAGCAGUGUCACAUGUUAAUACUUCCAAGGCAGGUUCACCCGCACAGACGGCUCUCCCUUGUGACAUAUGUGGCCCCAUCUUGAAAGAUAUUUUGCACCUGGAUGAACACCAGGGUACACACCAUGGACUGAAACUUCACACAUGUGGGGCAUGUGGGAGACAAUUCUGGUUCAGUGCAAACCUUCGUCAGUACCAGAAGUGUUACAGUAUAGAGCAACCCUUAAGAAGGGAUAAAAGUGAGGCCUCAAUUGUGAAGAACUGCACAGUUAGCAAAGAACCUCACCCGUCAGAGAAGCCCUUUACAUGUAAGGAGGAGCAGAAAAACUUCCAGGCUACUUUGGAUGGCUGCCAACAAAAGGCCAUCUGCAGUAAGAGGAAGACACACAGGAGCACUGAGAGUGGGGGUGCAUUUCAUGUUGAACAAAUGCAUUACAAGUGCAGUGAAUGUGGGAAAGCUUUCAGCCGCAAAGACACACUUGUCCAGCACCAGAGAAUUCAUAGUGGAGAGAAGCCUUAUGAGUGCAGCGAAUGUGGGAAAGCCUUCAGCCGCAAAGCUACACUUGUCCAGCAUCAGAGAAUCCAUACUGGAGAAAGGCCGUAUGAAUGCAGCGAAUGUGGAAAAACCUUCAGUCGAAAAGACAACCUUACUCAGCACAAGAGAAUCCACACUGGAGAAAUGCCUUAUAAGUGCAAUGAAUGUGGGAAAUAUUUUAGCCAUCACUCCAAUCUAAUUGUACACCAGAGAGUUCACAAUGGAGCAAGGCCUUAUAAGUGCAGUGAUUGUGGGAAAGUCUUCAGACACAAAUCUACACUUGUUCAGCAUGAGAGUAUUCACACUGGAGAAAAUCCUUAUGAUUGCAGUGAUUGUGGGAAAUCCUUUGGCCACAAAUACACCCUCAUUAAACAUCAGCGAAUUCACACUGAGUCAAAGCCGUUUGAGUGCAUUGAAUGCGGGAAAUUCUUUAGUCGAAGUUCUGACUUUAUUGCACACCAGAGGGUUCACACUGGUGAAAGGCCUUUUGUGUGCAGUAAAUGUGGGAAAGACUUUAUCAGAACCUCCCACCUUGUUCGACACCAAAGAGUUCACACUGGAGAAAGGCCAUAUGAGUGCAGUGAAUGUGGAAAGGCCUACAGCUUAAGCUCCCACCUCAAUCGGCACCAGAAAGUUCACACUGCAGGCAGGCUUUAGGAGUGCUUUGAAUACAACAGGACUCAUCAAUCAGAUGUUGAAUUUCAUUUAUCUGAACAUUGACACAAAGGAGAUACCUUAUGGUGCCAGGUACGUAGGAACCUUCUAGGGAUAUGUUGCACUUUCUGACUUGCUCAGGUUUUUUGCCAGAGUUAUGUCACUGUCAAUCCCUGUGGCCAAAACCAUCUUAACUCUACCAGCUAAGAUACCCCAGCAUUGGGGAAGGCAGGGUUUUAUAUUCUCUAGUCCCUGGAGAAAAUCAUGAAAUGUCUGAGUUCAUUGGGGGUCCUCAUUCCCUUCUGUAUGACCGGUAUAGAUAUGACCCAUUUUUAGCCAAGAGGGUCUGAGCUGUAUCUGCUUGUGGCUUAUACAAAAGGUUUACUUUCUUCCUGGAUAUUGGUCUCACAUACUUGUAAUCGAGUUUUUCCAGCCUCCAAGUCACCUGGCCUGGGAAAGUACUUGCCUCAUGUUGCUCUGGUUUGUGAUAAUAAAGGCUUUACAGUUUAAGCCACCUUUAAUCUUGGGGGUUCUUCUUACUGUCUGAAGUGGAUUGAAAACAGGCUCUGCCAAACUGAAGACAGCCUUUGUGCGGUGCCUUCAACUUUGCCUCAAAUGGGACAGUGGGUUGAGGGAGAACAGUUCUUAGUCCAGUUUUGAUGUUAACUUCCAUAGCUGACAAAGCUUGUUAAGUAAGAAUUCAGAUCUUGUGUAAACCUGAUUUGUCUGGAUUUUAGAGUUAUUUGAGAGCCCAUAUUUCAUCUUGAGGAGGGUGCUGCUGCUGUGACAGCCUGCAGUGUUUUGAAACAGCAUGGAUUGGGUGUCUUGUUUGCAGCAUGUGUCCCAUGUUCCCCAACACUGUUGAGGGAAAGCUGUUCCUCAGGACCUGCUGAGUGGCCACAUUCCCUGAAGGCCUGAAUCUGUUUCACAGGCCACUGUUGGUAAGAUCUAAAGCAUCCAGUAGGGAAACAAAAUGGAUAAAUAUUGGGUGUGAGUGAUUGGGAUUGGGGAGAUUGUGGCAAACUAGAGGGGAAGUGCCCAUUGUAAAAACACAUCCACAGACAGUCCAGACAUAAGGCUGAAUGGGAUCAGGGUAUCCAGAAAUCUCAGGAUCUCCAGGGCCAUGUUACUGUUAGGUCAAGGUCACUGGUGCAGCAACGAAUGUAGUUUUCCUAGAUUCCUCUACCUCCCUGGGCUCUUUACCUAAUGUCUUUGCUGCACAGGCAGUAACCCUGGGAGUAAAGAGGUGUGGUGGUCCAAGGAAGUAGCUUUUGUGACCAGCUGGAGUUUCUGGUGACUCUGUUGGCAAUGGUCCUCGUUGUUUGCCAGUUUUUCUUACUACUGAGGAAGAGAUUGUCUUCCCAAGAUAUUUCGAGUGAUGAGUCACCGUAGUGAGGUAGAGUCACUCUUAGUGAUGUCCAGUUGUCCAGUUUCCAAUAGAAGUGGGAGACCCAGAUUUUUAAAUGGGAUAACUUUUUAUAGGUUCACUGAGGUGUAAUCAACAUGCAAUAUAUUGCACAUAUUUAAAGUGUACGAGUAAGUCUUGAUACAUACACACACACACACACACUUGAAACUAUCACCCUAUCAGUGGUAUUGGACAUAUCUGUCACCCCCAAAGUUAACCUCAGGCCCUUAACCUUUCUCUCAGUGCUCGCCUUCCGCCAAAAUCCCUAGACAACAAUUGAGUAGUUUUCACUGUAGGUAAAUUUGUCUUUUCUAGAAUUUUAUGUAAGUCUGUCUAUAAAGUGUUAAUUUUAUCUGCUGUCUUUCAUGCAACAUAAUUUGAAAUUUGUCCAUGGUAUGUAUGAACAGCCCAUUUUAAAAUUACUGAGUCAUAUUCUGUAUGGAUAUACCACAGUUUAUCCAUUUAUCUUAAUUGAUGUCUGUACUCCACCCCCAUUUUUAAAUAUUAAAAAGCUGCUGCAAAUAUUGAUGCAUGAGUCUUUAUAUGGACACUUAGCUGAGAACAUUUUUAAGCAGAGGUUUUGAAGGUGUGGCCAUGUAUCUUACUAAUUAUAGUAAAAUAUAUUGGAAAAGAGAUACAUACAGAGAAGAACUGCGAAACAGAAAAGACCUAAGAUUUGAUGAUUUGGGAAAUUCUCAGCCCAUCUUAAUUGGGGAAAAAAAAAAAAAACCAUUGAAAUUAAGAGAUUCAUUGUCAGGAAAGCAUGUUUUAGAGAGAUAGCCAAGGAUGUUUGCUGUUACCGGGAUCAAAACAUACGUUAGAACACUGUCACACAAAAAGCUCUUUGAAGAGAUUAAAUGUGACUUGUAGAUCCCCUCAAUACAAACAAUUUGUAAGAAGUUUAAACUAUUUAUCACUCAUCUCAGUAAAAGCCAAAAAUAUAGAUAGGGGAUUCCCUAGGAGGAAUAAUCUGCAUAAGCCUCUUUUCUAAUGUGAAUUUCAGUGACGUACAGGAGACUCACAAAAUUCUUGAAAAUUUUAUACCAGUGGAAAUGCUCACCUUGGGUCUAAAGGGAACUUGAAAGUAUGAAGUUAAAGGGUGUAGGCAUGUAAAGUGUGAAGUUAAAGGGUGUAAUAUUCUAUACAUGAGACUGGCUGCGGAAACAGGUGCAAGCCCUUGCUACCUUUCAUGAGAAAGGAAGGAUGACUCAGAGCAGAGGAGAGUCUAGUGGGCAGAGUCCUGAACCAUAUGAUAUUCCUAUGUCUUGACUCCCAGUGGCAUUUGCCAAACUAGAUUUCAGAUUUUCUUGGGAUUGGUGGUUCCAUUUUUUUGUUUUCCCCCUUCCACUUCCUCCCCUUUUGAAACAAUGCAUAUACAUAUAACUAUUAUCCUAGGUUUUUCCCACCCUUUUGUUUGAGAGCAGAUAACUAGUUUUCUAGUUUUACGGAUCCAAAUGAGACAGGAAUAGCACUGGGUGGUCACAGGAGGAUGGAAAAUCUCAACACCCUGGUUUUGGUGCAGCUGAAAAAAAAGAAAAACCCAAACAACAGCUAAAACGGGAACUAGGCAAAGAAACCAUGGGAUAACAGAAAACCCAAAACAAAAGAGAAAACUGCCAGAACCCCAGUCAGGGUGACAUGUCCAUGACUCUUCCAGGCAAACCCAAAUAAGGGAGGAGGGAUGGUAAUCAGGGGUCCCUGAAAUCCCCUCCUUUCCCAGAAUACCUAAUGAUUACCCCUAUUAAAGGAACACCCAUACAAUUAGAAACCCAAACUUUGUUUUGCAUGACUUGCUCUCAGGGGCACUCCCACACUUCUCUCGUGUGUACUUUUGCUUCACAAUAAAAGCUGCUUGCCUUUGCUUCA